Trifolium pratense (red clover) is the source of this 1563-nucleotide messenger RNA. Its product is annotated as non-structural maintenance of chromosomes element 4 homolog A. Gene Ontology annotation, biological process: DNA repair. Bases 159 to 1283 code for a protein of 374 amino acids. Gene Ontology annotation, cellular component: nucleus; Smc5-Smc6 complex. The record is from RefSeq and is a predicted model, not a curated record. Lineage: Eukaryota; Viridiplantae; Streptophyta; Magnoliopsida; Fabales; Fabaceae. The transcript has 6 exons.
CUUUUGUUUGGAGGAGAGGUCCGAAGUUCGUGGGCCAGAUAAGUAAGCCUAUAUUGCAGCGAAAAGAAAGAGAAGUGAAAAAAAGGGAGGUUAAUUAGAUUUGAGCAGCGGGAAAAGUAACCCUCAGUUCUGUUCAGUACUGUACUUAGGGUUGAAAAAUGUCUCGCAACAACGACGAAAGAGAAGAAGAAGCGUUUCGUCGCGUGAAGAUAGAACGCCUCAAUGCCAAUGAUAACGCACCGGAAGACCACCAAGAUUCUUCCAGCCGCAGAAUCAUCCGCUCCGAGUUUCUCAAACUCAAGUCUCUCAUCAACGAGAAAAAGGAUGAUUUGAUGAACACUGAUUCUGACAAGUUCGAUUCAAUCCUUCAUGAGUUUGACAAAUUACAUGACAAAGUCAAAAGACCUCGAGAGCAGGUUGCUGACGCUGAAGCACUUCUCGAUCUAACACACAAUUUGCUUGGAUCCGUUAAAUCUCUUGUCAACGAAGGUGUUACUCCUUCUCAGUUUGUUUCAUCUCUUCUCAAACAUUAUGCUCACCCACCCAACACUUCAAUUCACUGGCAAAAACUUGGCAUUGCUGUUUCCCCUAUUUUCCUCACGGUUCAUGCUCCAUCUACCAUGCUCGGCCCCAUGGAAAACCAGUUGAAACAGCGCAAAGCGAUCAUGCCUAGAAAGCGAGCUCCCCGUGCAACUACAACUGCUAGGCCUGAACAGCUGGAUGAUGCUGUUGGAGGCGAGAAAACUGAUACUGACAAAAACAUGUCUAUCAUGUUUAACAUAUUAAGGGAAAAGAAAAGGGUCCAACUUGAACACCUGAUUUUGAACAGAUUUUCAUUUGCUCAGACAGUGGAAAACUUGUUUGCCCUCUCAUUUUUAGUGAAAGAUGGCCGUGCUGAGAUCAUUAUGGAUAAAAACCGUGUGCACUAUGUUGCACCCAAAAAUGCUCCGGCUGCCAACUCUGUAAUGUCAAAAGAAGUUUCUUACACUCAUUUUGUCUUCAGAUAUGAUUUCAAUGACUGGAAGAUAAUGAAGGAUGUUGUGGCUGAGGGUGAAGAGUUAAUGCCACAUAGGAUUCAAUACAGCAACAUGGUUAACUCACCGGCAGAAACAAGCGGUGACAAUUCACAACAAGCUGCAGCUGUGACUCCGAUUAGAAAGAUAUCCAGAAAUCGGGGGCGGGUUCUGCAGGAAGAAGUUGUUGUGGAAGAAUCGCCCGAGUGCAGUGAUGAACACUUUUCUAGAGCUGCUGCAAUACGAAGGUGUAAGCGUAAACUUCCUUAAGAAGUUUCAUAUUAGGUACUGAAUCAACUUAGAAUGUCCCUUAUUAAGUUUUUUAAUGUAGAGAGGAUGUAAAUAAAUGUAGAUCUGUAGAAGUACAAUGCCUUUGAAAGGCUGGCUUUGUUAUGCAAGUGCUUAUAAUGCACCUUACAUUCCCUCUUUUGGGUUUUUGGAAUGUCAAUUCUUGUGCCAUUUCUUUUAAGUACAGUCUGUUGAAAUGUGUAAACAGGUUAAGCGAUUGGUGAUUGCCUUGUGAAUAUGGUGUCUUUUUUUGUUGGUCAAA